This is a messenger RNA of Polyodon spathula (Mississippi paddlefish), 2909 nucleotides long. Its product is annotated as protein-tyrosine sulfotransferase 2-like. Gene Ontology annotation, molecular function: protein-tyrosine sulfotransferase activity. Lineage: Eukaryota; Metazoa; Chordata; Actinopteri; Acipenseriformes; Polyodontidae. Gene Ontology annotation, cellular component: Golgi apparatus. The record is from RefSeq and is a predicted model, not a curated record. The transcript is spliced from 7 exons. The coding region runs from base 627 to 1751 and encodes 374 amino acids. Gene Ontology annotation, biological process: peptidyl-tyrosine sulfation.
CAUUAGAGCUUUCAUCCUGUGAAAGCUGGUCAUUUCUCUGCUUUCAAUCUAGUUUUAGUUUAUUAUGAAGUAACAACGAAUCUCUAAUUCUGUACGGAAAUAUUCACAAGGCACCUCACCUCGCCACUGUGGGCUUUGCGCCUGGCGUCAUCGCGCAGUAAUGAAGCUCCAGCAGCAGCGCCGCCUCUGCGCUUAGCCAGCACGGUAAGGGCAGGGUGGUGAGACUGAGCGCUGCUGGCUUUUCAAAUUUCAAUAUUUCAUGCCGUUUCCAGACGGAUAAUUGUGUGUAAACAACACGGUCCUGAAAGAGAAGGCAGUCGAGUGGAAAGACAGAAUAAGCGUUGUUUAUUUCUUUUUAUUUGACACCUCCUGCCUAUUCUGCCCCGUGCGCUCUGCUGGAAGUUGUGACCAUGCUGACGGAGAGACCCAGGAAAGCUGUGUAGUAGAGACUGGACUGUGAGGCAGCGAGCUGGGGGACUGUCUAGAGCAUAGUGCACCACCAAGUGGAGGAAUCGCACUGGAAGAGGAGCAGCCGAGAGUAAUGAUCUGCAAUGGUUAGAAGCUCAUCGCUGGCGGUGGAACAGUAGUGUUCAAACUCAAGCGGAGAGCCUUGUGUUUUUUGGGGUAUGCGCAUCUCCACCAGGCGGGUUGCCGUGGCAGCAGGCUGCGUGGCCGGCAUGCUGCUGAUGGUGCAUGUGUGCCAGCAGGUCCUGGAGUGCCAGCGGGAGGAGGAAUACAAGAAGGGCUCGGGCGCGGUGAUGCGGCCGGAGCAGGACGGCCUGUCUGUGGUGGACUGGCAGCGCGUGGAGUACCACUACAACAAGGACAUGCCGCUGAUCUUCGUGGGCGGGGUCCCUCGUAGCGGCACCACCCUCAUGCGGGCCAUGCUGGACGCGCACCCCGAGAUCCGCUGCGGGGAGGAGACCCGCAUCAUCCCACGCCUACUGUCCAUGCGCCAGGCCUGGUCCAAGUCCGAGCGGGAGAAGAUGAGGCUGGACGAGGCGGGAGUGACAGAUCAGGUGCUGGACUCUGCAGUGCAGGCUUUUAUCCUGGAGGUGAUCGCCCGGCACGGAGAGCCGGCCCAGUACCUCUGCAACAAGGACCCCUUCACCCUCAAGUCCUCCCUCUACCUCUCCCAUCUGUUCCCCAACUCCAGGUUCCUGCUGCUGCUCCGCGAUGGCCGGGCCUCGGUGCACUCCAUGAUCAGCCGCAAGGUGACCAUCGCAGGCUUUGACCUGAGCAGCUACCGCGACUGCCUGGUCAAGUGGAACAAGGCAGUGGAGGCCAUGUACUCUCAGUGCCUGCAGGUGGGGCCGGCCCGGUGCAAGCCGGUGCACUACGAGCAGCUGGUGCUGCACCCGCGCAGGUCCAUGCAGGAGAUCAUGCGCUUCCUGGAGAUCCACUGGGACGAGGCCGUGCUGCACCACGAGGACGCCAUCGGCAAGCCUGGCGGAGUCUCCCUCUCCAAGACGGAACGCUCCACGGACCAGGUGAUCAAGCCCGUGAAUCUGGAGGCGCUGUCCAAGUGGGUGGGGCACAUUCCCGUGGACGUGAUGACAGACAUGGCCGAGAUCGCGCCCAUGCUGACCCGGCUCGGGUACGACCCCAACGCCAACCCGCCCAACUAUGGCAGCCCGGACCCUCUCGUGGUCAAUAACACUCAGCGGGUAAUGAAGGGAGAUUUUAAAGCGCCGGCCAAUUUAAAAGGACAGCCUCAGGCGAUGCAGAACACAUCCGAGACGCAGCGGUGAAGCGGGGGAAGCGGAACACAGAGUCCCGAAUCGCAGUCUCCGAUUCCAGCCACCUGCACAGGAAGCGCGGCCCCGCCCUGGCCCACAGCACUUCCACGCAGCUCUUUGGAAUGUGUAUUUUUAUUUUUAAUUUCUUUUGCUUUUUUUUUUUUUUUUUUUAAUUCAAUCUUCAUGGGAGAGAACCAUCUAUCACAAAGUGCACCGGAGCAGUUGGAUUUCAAACACACGUCCUGCCUCUGCGGAGAGAAGGGUGUGUGAGCUGUGUGCACUCAGAGGCAGGAGCCCUGCCUGUGUGCUCUGCACUGCACUGCCUUGCAUUUGUGAAGGACUGAACUGAUUGUGUGGAGACCUCACCUGCGUGUGAGGGUUUUAAAUGUUUCUAUUGUGUACAGGGUGAUCCCUCUAGAGGAGCCCUCUAACAGUGUUCCUUGCAGGUGUCCCACAUCAGUUUACACCAAUGCGCUCUGAAAGGGGCAGCAUUAUUAAACGGGUCUUGUUUAGGGAACUCCUGAAUCUCAGAAGACUGUAUCUUAUACAUUUGUAUUAAAAAAAAAAGAGAGAAACUUCUGAACCUCAAGGGUUAAAGCCAGUCUUUACUCUUUUUAGCUGAGCACCCUGCAGGAAGUAAGUAUAGAACCCUUUGAAAGGUGUCGAAUGUUCUCGUGUCACAUGACUGAAGCAGUGCUGCUUGUCUCCUGUCUCGUGAACACCCUUUCCCUGGAGUGUGUCUGUACCGCUGACAUGCAGACACACCCCAAUCACAGGACACUGACACUGAUCACUCUGACAGAUACAGGUCAUGUCCAGCUGUUAAUAAUGCUGGAGAGCAGCAAAGCUGAGGCUGGCCCUCUGCUGAGCUGUUCAUCUGGGCAGCUGGGGCUCAGUCACUGGACCUUAACCUCUGGGAAGUGUUCCCUGGAGGACUUAGAGAUAAUCCCAACCUCGACCACUGAUAAACCUGCCUGCAGUUUUGUAUUUUCUUUUUGCAUUCCGAUUUUGAUUAUAAAUUAUGUAUGGAAAAUCAACCAAGCACUGUUAGUGAUUUUUCUAAAUUCUAUUAUGUCUUUGUGUGUAUAGAUGCCACACACAUGAAGAAUUCAUACAACACGAAUGAGACCUGAGGUUAUGGAUCAAAUAAAAUCUUGUUUUGCACAACUA